CCCGCCCCCGCGAGGGCGGCGCGAUGGCGCGAAGGCAGCCGCGCGUCGCGCAUCGCGGGGCGCUGCGCGAAGUCCUACGAUUGGCAUCAUUUCUCAUGCACGCCAAUCUUUGGCUUCCCUCAGCUUCUGAGGGCGCAGCCCCAAGAUUGUCAUCUUCAUUUCGGCUUCUUCCGUAACCAAUUUGGCUCAAGGCUCUUCCGUUGCAGCUUCCAAGCGGUUUGGCUCGGCCGGCAGUGAUUUGCGUGCACGAUCCCAGCCAUCCGCCAGAUUGGACUGCUUGCGUGCAGUUCUUCGCGAUGGCGCAGGCGCGCCACACGGCCCGUCUUUUUAGCGGCGACCAGGGCGCGACCUUGCUCAAGGAGCCCCCCGCCCGCCCCGUGAUGCGCCCGGCGCAGCGCUUCUCCCUCAGCGCCCUCAAUGAGGGCGGCGUGCGAUCCCGCCCCCCGAUCACCGACGAGGAGCUCGCCGCCUUUCGGUCGCGGCCGCGGCCCGCGCCUGAGGCGGCGCCCAUUGCGGCGGGCAGCAGCGCCGCCCCCGCCGACGCCGGAGAGCCCGACGGCGAAGCCGCGGAAGAGCCGAUGCAUUGGGCGGGCGCGGCGGUGCUGGCGCUCCGCGCGCGGCGGAACCGCGGAGACACCGCCACCGCGGAGGCCUCGGGGCCUCUUGUGCCGGCGAAGCCGUCGUCGGCGCCGCGCGCCGCGUUCAGGUCCGGGGCCCAGUCGUCCCACCUUGCCUCCGGUGGUUCGCCGGCGUAGGGCGCGGCGGGUGGCUUCCGCCUGGCGCCGCGCAGAACGGGGGGGGGGCUGAGCGAGGUCGUCAUCGUGGGAGCCCAUGGAGGGCCCCAAGCAAGCAACAUGCCCCAAGAGGGUCCCCGCGCUGCACCCGACGCCGCCCGCUGUGGGAGGCGCCGCCGCGUCGGACUCUGACUUUUCCUCUCUGGGGGCCAGCCGUCGGGCUCUGACUUUUCCGCUCUGGGGGCAAGCGCUGGCUAGUCUCAAUGCAGGUGGCCCUUUCGCUUGCCAUGGGCGGAGCUCCAGUGCAAUUGCGUGCGCCACGCCCGCUGUAGGGGG
Molecule: messenger RNA, 1070 nt
Organism: Prorocentrum cordatum
Lineage: Eukaryota; Dinophyceae; Prorocentrales; Prorocentraceae
Source: the annotation of a GenBank genome assembly